UUAAAUUCCAUUUCAGGUGCUUCAGAAAAACGCACACACAUUGCUAUCACUCCGGCACACCAAUGGAGACCCUAUAUCUUCUUCUCUCAUUGGCUCCUCUUUUCUUGGCCCUUACCAUCUUCGUCUUCAAAGGACGUUCCGAUGAACCCAAAAACCUUCCACCGGGAAGCAUGGGAUGGCCAAUAGUCGGAGAAACCAUAGAGUUUCUGUUCGGCAAGCCUGAAAAUUUCGUCUUCAAGAGGAUGAAGAAAUACUCCCCGGAUAUCUUCAAAACCAAAAUCCUUGGUGAGAAAACCGCCGUGAUCUGCGGGCCAAACGGCCACAAAUUCCUCUUCACCAACGAGCAAAAGUACUUCACGGCCUUCCGUCCACACUCGAUGCAGAGGAUGUUCAGGUCGUACAAAGAACCCGCCGCCGCGCAGAAACAUCCCGGCCGCGAUGAGGAAGCGAAGGUGCUGAAAUCUCCGGGGUUCUUGAAACCCGAAGCUCUGGUUCGGUAUUUGGCGAAAAUGGACGCCAUCACUCAGGAUCAGAUGGCCAAAUACUGGGAGGGAAACAAGGAAGUCAAGGCCCAUCCUCUAACCAAGACUCUCACUCUCAGCCUCGCUUGCCGGUUUUUCAUGGGAACCGACGACCCCGAGCGCAUGGCGAGGCUCGUCGGAAAUUUCGACGCUGUCACCGUCGGUAUGCAUUCUCUGAUACUUGACAUUCCCGGAACCAUCUUUCACCGCGCUACCCAGGCGGCCAACGAGAUCAGGAAGGAAUUGAGGGCUGUUAUUCAGGAGAAGAAAGACGCCAUAGCUUCCGGCGCUCCGAUGCAAGAUAUUCUGACCCAUAUGAUCCUCGCCACCGACCCUUCCGGCAAACACAUGCCCGAGGCUGAAGUGGCUGACAAAAUCAUGGGCUUGUUGACUGCUGGAUAUAGCACUGUCGCUACUGCCAUGGCUUUCUUCAUGAAGUAUGUUGGAGAGAGACCGGACAUAUACCAAAAAGUUCUUGCUGAGCAAAAGGAGGUAGCUGCGGGGAAGAAACCUGGGGAGAUGUUGGAUUGGGAGGAUAUUAACAAGAUGAAGUAUUCGUGGAAUGUGUUGUAUGAAGUUAUGAGACUCACACCACCACUUCAGGGGACUUUCAGAGAGGCUCUUACUGAUUUCACCUAUGCCGGAUACACUAUUCCAAAAGGCUGGAAGGUAUAUUGGACAGUGAGUACAACAAACAAGAACCCAGAAUACUUCCCAAAUCCAGAGAAGUUUGACCCAUCAAGAUACGAAGAAAUGAACUCAUUCCCACCUUUCACAUUUGUUCCAUUUGGAGGAGGACCAAGAAUGUGUCCAGGGAAAGAGUAUGCAAGGCUCGCCAUUCUCACUUUCGUCCACAAUGUAGUGAAGAGGUUUGAGUGGGAAAUGGUGUAUCCUAAUGAGAAGAUUAUUGGUGAUAUGAUGCCCACUCCUGAGAAAGGUCUCCCUAUUCGUCUACGCUCUCAUUAGUCUUCCCACUAGCAAUGCUUAAAUUUCUAAAUUUUCAUGCUUCUUCCUGUUUGUUGUACCUUGGCCAUAAAAGAAACAAAAAAUAUAUUAGAGUAUACGAGGUUUUUGUUUUUUGUUUUCUUUUACUUUUAUGUAAUAAUUUAAUGUUAAUAUAUGUGGUCACUCUCUACAUUAAUGAGAAGAAGUUACUCUUCUGCUUUUUAAUUGAAAA
This is a messenger RNA of Ziziphus jujuba (common jujube), 1698 nucleotides long. RefSeq names its product beta-amyrin 28-monooxygenase. The transcript has 3 exons. The record is from RefSeq and is a predicted model, not a curated record. The coding region runs from base 63 to 1487 and encodes 474 amino acids. Gene Ontology annotation, molecular function: heme binding; monooxygenase activity; iron ion binding. NCBI's taxonomy places the organism in Eukaryota, Viridiplantae, Streptophyta, Magnoliopsida, Rosales, Rhamnaceae. Gene Ontology annotation, biological process: sterol metabolic process.